AUGUUUGUUUGUCUGUGGACGUGGGAAAUUGUAGUUGUGGGGAUGGAGUGGGUGCGGCUCGUAUACCGCCGAGGCAUUGAAAGGAGGCCUGUGUUGUGUUGUGUUGCAAUUGGACAUUGUGUUGUCAUGGGUGGGACUUUGCGUUGUUUGGUGUUGCCGGGCUUUGCAACGGGGCCGGCAUCGGUGCGUGUGUGUGUGUGUGUGAGAGGGAUGGUGGAGGAAGAUACUGUAGGUGUUGAAUGGAGGUGUGUCUUGGAAUGCGAGGCAGGUUUACGCUUUUGUGGGGACGGUGCAUCAGAAGGAAUGUUGAAUUGCGAGUACAUGGAAGGACAGCUGGAAGAAAGGGGAAGCAUCUCCAAGCGGGCGGCGUGGCAAGGGGCAGCUUCGGUGUCAGAGUGGAUAUUGGAUAUUAUAGUGGUGUGGAUGGAUAUUCGGGAAGAUGGAAAUGUUGAUUACGAGACUAGGUGGGGAGGAAGUGGUGUAUGGUUGGGUGUGUGUUUGUGUGGCAUGGGGGUUGAGAAUGUUAGGCAAGAUGGAUUUGGCUCUUGUGUUGGUGAGGCGUGUUUAUUGGGGGGUUGA
Messenger RNA from Eimeria maxima, 579 nucleotides. RefSeq lists its product as hypothetical. NCBI's taxonomy places the organism in Eukaryota, Apicomplexa, Conoidasida, Eucoccidiorida, Eimeriidae. The record is from RefSeq and is a predicted model, not a curated record. The coding region runs from base 1 to 579 and encodes 192 amino acids. The transcript is spliced from 8 exons.